GAAUGUUUUUGUUUUAGCUGUCUUGCUGGUAAGGUAAGCCACGCCAAAAUGGAAACGACAGGGCUAGCAGUUAGUGUUAUCGUUCUUCUUUUUGCUUCAGUAGCGUGCACAGAGUCGCCGCCGAGGCAACUGAAUACGGAAAACAUCCUGAUUAACGUGACAGCAGGGACAUUGGCUGAUACGCAGUUACAGGAUUCUAACAACUUGCAGAUAAACUUAAACAUAUCGGUGGGCGACGAGCAGGUGCUGGUCAAUGAUAUCCCAGUAGAGCUGUCAGGGGUCACCAGAUUCAACUGUCAAGCACUUCUCUUAGACAGCAUAAAUGGAAGCAGUGACUUUGAAUCCGGGGAUUUGGUGUCAACUGUCACCCGGGUGAUGGUGAGCCAGAACCGGCUGUACAGCGACUCAGAGGAGGUGGUGGCUCUGCAGGUGUUCAGUGAAGUGAUAGAGAUGGAGGGCAAAGAGGUCCAGCAGCCUGACAUGUGCGAGGUGAAAAUACUGAUGAGCCCAGAUUUCCAGAAACUGGCUCAGUUUACCAAUAUCUACCCCAUCGGACACAGUGAGAUUUUCAGGGUUCCCAGGGAGAACGAUGUUGUUGUCACAGAUCCACCAAAUCCUAGAAAAGAUGAAGAUCAACUGAUCUCCCAGACCACCAGCCAGUACCCCCUGAAGCACACAGAGACCACCCAGGAUGAGACUGCAGCCCCAGGAAAACUGCCAGAAACUCCGCUGCGUAUGGACCCCGACCUGCUGUAUGAUGUCAGAUACGAUGAUGAAUUUGAUGACAGGGAGCUGAGCCAGCCGGAUCAGAUUCAGAUGGAAACUCCGCCGAAAGAAUUUAUAUCAUCUUACUCCGCCAUGUGUCAGUGGGUGGAGGAAGUGAGGGAGCGUCUCAGGCGUUUCAGCUCAGAAUCACUGCCUCUUUUCUUCCUGGUGAUGUGGGUGGUGGUGAUCGGCGUUGUUGGAUCAGCGGUCAUCGUCAAGAUCUUGGACAUCUUCUUCCCAACUUGUGAACACAAGCACAUUUUUCACCUAAACCCUGACACUCUAAUGCCGGAGGAGGAGAAGCACACUCUGCUGGAGAACAUAGAAAUAGAAGCAGAGGAAGAAGGGAAGAAACCUUGAAUCAGGAUUGCCAGCUCCUUCAUUUUCAGUUUGUUUUUACUUGUUCUUUGACCUUGGUUCCUGUAAGGUUUUCAGCAUGGUCCAUUUUUUCACUAGCUUGUAUUCCGAUUUGUGAACCAUUAGGUUUUUCUUCACUUCAGUUUGCCCUUCAUGCACAUUAGCCAUGGAAUGUGAGGUGGCUCAAAGCCAUCAAACUGACCAAACUGAAUUUGUUGGUUUAGUCAGAUUUAGUCACAUAAUAACAAGUGAUUGAGUGAUUCAUAGUGCUGAGCUGUGAAGGUGCUGAGAGCUCAUUGAGGUUGUAGUAUUGGCAAGCUAGCAGUGUGUUUCCCAGCAUCUGCAAUCAGCUCAUCAUUGCAAAGAAAAUCAAACUCUUUGCUCCUGUGUUCGGUCGGAUAGAGUUUAUGGAAAGCCACUUUUGUUAAGUCACAAAUGGCUGCACUUUUUUUGCUUGAUUUUUCGAGUAACUAGCUUUGUAAAAAGUUACUUUGUACAAGAAAUGACCUAAAAGUGUAUUUUUGCUUUAUCCACUUCCAAAACAUGCCCAAAUUUGUCAUCAUUAUUGUUUUAAAAUAUAACGUAAUGUAAGAUCAAUACCACUGUCACGUGACGCUCCAGUCUGCAGCUGUUUAUCUUAGCGUAGCAUAAAGACUGGAAAGAGGGCGAAACAGCGAGAAUGCAUGUUAUAAGUUGUUUCAUCUGAAUGAGAACCUAAUUGUAAAAAACAUUAUGUGCCAGAUUUCUUGGCUGGGCACAGUGGCUUCCUAGUGUCCAGAAAGUCACUGCACCCUCUGGGACCUAGAGGCUUGUCUUAUCGUAAGGUUGCCAGGCAACCAGCAGAGACUCUAAGAAGUCAGUGCUUGAUCCUUUCAUUCAACUCUGGGAAAGAAAGGAAAUAAGCACAUUUCCUAACAUGUCAAACUAUUCCUUUAAGCCAAUAUGGACAAGAUAUCCUCACACUGCUCAGAAAAACUAGCAGUUUGAACAUGCACCAUUAAGGGCACUCCACUUACUGAUGAAGAUCAUGCAGUAUGAUUGAAAGCUUCAGAGGGGCAACUAAAUGGACCUUAUGGUGAAAUUGUUUUGUUAAGAUUUUGUUUGUUUCUUUUGUUGGCUGUGUGUUGUCACCCAAACCAAGCAACACACUAGAACAGACAGAGGCUUAGGAAAUCAGAUAUAAGUACUGUAGGUUUAACAACUGAAUAUGUACAAACUGAAGUUCACUGAAAAUAUUUUAUCAGUAUAUCAGUUCUGUACAGGUCAAACUUUUUUCUCACAAGUUUCUUUAAACUGUACCCCACUGCUAAAUUAGUGAAAAAGAAGUUGUAAGGAAGCAAAUGCUCUAUAGUAAGUUAAUUCAUUUUAUUUAUUGAACAUGAAGCAGGCAGUGUCUCCUGUCGCCUGUCCUUUAAGUGAAGACAAGUUGAAUACUUAAGCCAUUAUAUCUGAAUCUGUUGUUACAUAUACUGUAGGUCAGAUGAAGCAAUAAUCUAAAAAGCAAUUCACUAAAAAGAAAAAGAUGCAGGUCACUGUGAAAAUGUUAUUACAGAUCUUGUGUCUGCACAUUCAAUGACAAUUGUCCUUCCACACCUCUUCUAAACUCUGAAUGUCACCAAUGAAAAAACACCUCCCUUCGAGGCCUGCUUCCCACUAUUGAGGCCCAUAUAUUGAUUGUCUUUCUUCACAGUGCCUCGGUGACUACUUUUGGGACGCUAUCACUAAAUCGCUAUUUUCUUUGAAUGAUUUCGUGUGCGGUUUACUGUUGCUAAUAAUGGAGAAUGUAAGUGAGGUUGUUCAGAUUGUCUAUGCACUCUAAACAUAUAAGACAAACUACUGCUAUGACUGGACUGAUGUAAAAUACACUGUGCACAAGACAUGACCACAAAUUCAAUGUGUAAAUUAUUGUUAAAGGAAAGAAUCUGCACUUAGUUUUGAAUUUUGGUGUGAAAAAUGGACUUGAACCUGCAUGGGUGUUCCUUUUUUAUUAUUUUCUUUUGUGGUAAAUCACAACUUAUUGGCAAAAAUGACUGAAAUGAUAAACCUUCUGUGUUUCACUCCCAGUGUUUCACUAGGCUGUGUGUGAGGGACCAAGCAGGUGGACACGAGGCAGGUUAUUGUGGGUUUAAUUAAUCCAAAACCCAGCAAGUGUUUCAACAUGGUUUUAGUGUUAUUUUUAAAUUGUCACGCUUUCUAAAAAACACCCUUAAAACAUCAGCUUGUUCCUCAGAGCAGCUGAGGGUGGGAUUUUGUCUCCCCGGGGUUCAGUUAACCUACAGAAUGCAUGAUGUACUGCGAUAGCAAAAGGUGCAUGAGUAGUCUUGCUAGUGAAUGCAGUAUGCUGUUCCAUCAGCAAGUUAUACAUUAAAACUAGGAAGCUGCAUGAUGACUCAAAACAGCUCAACUUGUAUUUGGAUCAGCCUCAAAUUCCAAAUUGAGUAACAAAAUGCUGUAGAUGACACUAAAUUAGCCUGUAAGGCAAACAAUAUGUCAGGCAUGAAUUCAGAUGUGUUGCUGAAUAAAACAACAUAAAUAUAUUUUCAUUUGCUCUUUGUUUAGACCAGUGUAUUACUAUUUUGAGACAUUUGUGUGCAUAAAAUGUAUGAAUUACAGCUGGACUGUGUAUUUGGGUCUAGAAUCCUGCUGAUUAAAUGCUUUCCUUAUGACCAUCA
This is a messenger RNA of Chelmon rostratus (copperband butterflyfish), 3794 nucleotides long. It is a transcript of the gene ginm1, whose product is annotated as glycoprotein integral membrane 1. The record is from RefSeq and is a predicted model, not a curated record. The transcript has 8 exons. The coding region runs from base 49 to 1125 and encodes 358 amino acids. NCBI's taxonomy places the organism in Eukaryota, Metazoa, Chordata, Actinopteri, Chaetodontiformes, Chaetodontidae.